Molecule: messenger RNA, 3421 nt
Organism: Poeciliopsis prolifica (blackstripe livebearer)
Lineage: Eukaryota; Metazoa; Chordata; Actinopteri; Cyprinodontiformes; Poeciliidae
Product: frizzled-8-like
Exons: 1
Coding region: 225-1967 (580 amino acids)
Biological process (GO): non-canonical Wnt signaling pathway; canonical Wnt signaling pathway
Cellular component (GO): plasma membrane
Molecular function (GO): Wnt-protein binding; Wnt receptor activity
Source: RefSeq, a predicted model, not a curated record
AGACACGGCGAGCACUGACACAAAGGAGAGCGAGGAGGCAGGCAGGAUCUCCGGAUUACGCGACAGCAACGUUUUCCUUCUGGGUUUAUGUGGACUGAAAAGUGACACUGACUUCCUGAGAUUUAGUAUGAAUUUGGCAGACUUCCUGGGUUAACCGGACUCCCUCACAGAGCGCAAGUUUUCUGCCAGUUUUGUCCUGGACUGAUUGCGCACAAAAGGCAGAGAUGGAGGUGCGCGUCCCGGGUUGGUGCGUCCUGUUUGUCCUCAUCCUGCACUCAACGCGCUGCAAGGCGGCCAAGGAGCUCCAGUGCCAGGAGAUAUCCGUCCCUCUGUGCAAAGGAAUCGGGUACAACUACACCUACAUGCCCAACCAGUUCAACCACGACACCCAGGACGAAGCCGGGCUGGAGGUGCACCAGUUCUGGCCUCUGGUGGAGAUAAAGUGCUCCCCGGACCUGCGCUUCUUCCUCUGCAGCAUGUACACGCCGAUCUGUCUGGAAGAUUAUAAGAAGCCGCUGCCGCCGUGCAGGAGCGUGUGUGAGCGGGCCAAGGCUGGCUGCGCGCCGCUCAUGAGCCAGUACGGCUUCCCCUGGCCGGACCGGAUGAGGUGCGACCUGCUGCCCGAGCAGGGUGACCAGGACACUCUGUGCAUGGACUACAACCGGAGCCAGACCACCACCGCAUCUCCCGUGCUGGCCAAGCCGACCAACCGGCCUCUGAAGCCGUACAACAAGAAGAAGAGCGGCUACGGUCGAGGCUUCCCUGGAAAACACAAACCUGCCGCGUCUCCCUGCGAGACGGGCUGCUUCUGCCGCGCGCCCAUGGUGCCCGUCACCGCGGAGGGCCACCCGCUGCACAACCGCGUCAAGACCGGACAGAUCACCAACUGCGCCAUGCCGUGCCACAACCCCUACUUCACCCAGGAGGAACGGACGUUCACGGCGUUCUGGAUCGGAUUGUGGUCCGUCCUCUGCUUCAUCUCAACUUUUGCAACAGUGGCAACUUUCCUCAUAGACAUGGAGAGGUUCAAGUACCCGGAGCGGCCCAUCAUCUUCCUCUCUGCCUGCUACAUGUUCGUGUCGGUGGGAUAUAUCGUCAGGCUGAUCGCCGGACACGAAGAAGUGGCUUGCAACAGGGAGAGCGGCGCAGAGCACAUCCACUAUGAGACCACUGGUCCUGCGCUCUGCACCAUCGUCUUCCUGCUCAUCUACUUCUUCGGCAUGGCCAGCUCCAUCUGGUGGGUGAUCCUGUCCCUCACCUGGUUCCUGGCGGCAGGUAUGAAGUGGGGGAACGAAGCGAUCGCCAGCUACUCUCAGUACUUCCACCUGGCCGCCUGGCUCAUCCCCAGCCUCAAGUCCAUAACGGUUCUGGCGCUCAGCUCUGUGGACGGGGACUCCGUGGCUGGGAUCUGCUACGUGGGGAACCAGAACCUGGAUAACCUGCGGGGCUUUGUGCUUGCCCCGCUGGUCAUCUACCUCUUCAUCGGCACCAUGUUCCUUCUGGCCGGGUUCGUCUCCCUUUUCCGCAUUCGGAGCGUUAUAAAGCAAGGCGGAACCAAGACUGACAAACUGGAGCGCCUUAUGAUCCGCAUUGGCGUUUUCACGGUUCUUUACACCGUCCCGGCCACUGUCAUAGUGGCAUGCUACUUUUACGAGCAGCACCACAGGCAAACGUGGGAAAUUACGCAUAACUGCACGUGCGUAACGGACCGCAGCAGGCAGAGGCCGGACUAUGCCGUGUUCAUGCUGAAGUACUUCAUGUGUCUCCUGGUGGGGAUCACCUCGGGGGCCUGGAUUUGGUCAGGAAAGACGCUCGAGUCCUGGCGGACUUUUUGCACGCGCUGCUGCUGGGGGAGCAAAGCGUCCGCGGGCUCCAUGUACAGCGACGUGAGUACCGGACUGACCUGGAGGUCCGGGACGGCCAGCUCAGUGUCCUGCCCCAAACAGAUGCCUCUGUCCCGGGUCUGAGCGGAGGCUGCCGAGGGACGCCUGAAACUGUAAAAAACAAAACAAAAAAAAAAAAAAAACACUCUUUGGAAUAUCUUUAUUCAAUAAAUUAUUAAAAACUGAGACUCCAAGAUGACGGAUUGGCCCUUAUGUUUCUAAAAAAGUUCUGAGCUGAGUUCCUUUGCCUUAUCCAAAUGACGUACGGGUUUAACUUUGGGGGCGGGAGGUCUGACUGAUUGUGUUGGGAUUGUCCAUCAGCGUGUUGUCAUUAGCACAUUAAUGAGCGCCUAAUGGCUUCUCUUUAAACAACGAGCCUGUCAGCAGCAGCAGCAGCAGCAGAACAAUGUACCUGCCCUGAAGAAUGCAGAGUCUUAUCUGGGAUUAAAUGAAUGCAGAGCCGGCCAGAGGCAUAAGCAGAGUAAGCAGGGUGUAAAGUAUAAACUUCAAAACAAUUCUACAGUUUGUUAAUUGUGAAUUUAACAGUUCAGUUUGGGUUGGAUAAAUUGUCACAUCUUCAGUUGAUUGAUUUUAUGUUGACAGUCAGAAACAAUCUCUCUACCUCUGCAUGCAGCUGAUGACGUUGCUGUUUUCCACAGGACUGAUCCAUGUUUGCAUCAGAUCCUUCAGCACUGCCGAAUGACUUUUCUUUUUCCUUUUUUCUUUGCAUUCUGCAUUAAAUGCAGCCGUUUUGCGGUUAAGCAACGAGCCAGCAGUUAAUUAAAUUCAUGUGUUUUAUUAUGUGAUGUACCCGUCUGCAAAGACCGAAUCAAAAUCCCAUCAGAUAAAAAUCUCAUUUAUGUUACAACGUCAAAUUUGGAUAAAGUAAAAUAAGAAGCUGUUCAGACACUUGAAUGCUAAAAAUCAUCUGUCGGCCAGGAGUGUUUUGGGUUUUCUUUUUGCAGAAACAAACCGGUUCAUCAGCAGCCUUGGAAACAAUGGACUUUAAUGUUUUACCAGUUCUGCAUUAUUUCUCCAUCGUGAGAGUGAAAUGGUUAAAUGUGCAUUUACCAAGCUGCUCAAUGAAAACACCGACAGUCGGCAAAAAUGAUUAACUCAACUUGAAACUAUGAGCGCUAACAAAACUUUCUGGCUAUAAAGGUUUUCUUUAAGCUGCCACAUUUGUCAACAUGUCCACUACUGGUUAUUCCUCAGGCCUGCCCUGGCUGUGUGGUAAACCUGGGGCUCUUCUUCUUCUUCCUACUGUGAAGAACCGCUGUGUCUUAAACAUCCACAAUGAGAGCGCUCGGCUUGAAGCGAGCCCACAGCCGAGCUGCCACUCUCCAUCCAUUCUCCAUCCAUUCAAUGCCUUAAAACUGCCUCAUACGGGUUGCAUCAGCACGUAUAGAGUGUAUUUAUAUAAUUAUUGCUGUACAUACUUUGUAUAGUUGUAUAUGUAAUUUCACAAGACUGUAAAUAUGUAUAAUUCCCACUUUGAUAGAAAACUUUAUUUUGAAAAUAAAAAGGAUUUUAAUGGA